This is a messenger RNA of Anastrepha ludens (Mexican fruit fly), 2833 nucleotides long. RefSeq names its product recombination repair protein 1-like. Gene Ontology annotation, cellular component: nucleus. Bases 6 to 2291 code for a protein of 761 amino acids. The transcript is spliced from 6 exons. Gene Ontology annotation, molecular function: phosphoric diester hydrolase activity; DNA binding; DNA-(apurinic or apyrimidinic site) endonuclease activity. The record is from RefSeq and is a predicted model, not a curated record. NCBI's taxonomy places the organism in Eukaryota, Metazoa, Arthropoda, Insecta, Diptera, Tephritidae. Gene Ontology annotation, biological process: base-excision repair.
AGCAUAUGACAGUAUUUUUGUCGUUUUCGCGCCUAUUGUGCGGCAUUUCUCAUCAUUCCUUCGUAUGUAGCGCAUUUUGUACAGCAACAAAGGUUUUUCGCAUUUUUGCAAAGUGCAAAUUUGAUACUACAUAUUAUAAAUUUCAACAGCAAAUAUAUAAACUUAAAUCAAGAAAUCUUUUGAAAAGACAAGAAGAGAGAUUACCACUGAUUUUACCGUUGCGAUUUUUACGAAGCGAAACGAUAAUGGCGAAGUUGGCGAAACCGGUUGUAGGACGAAAAUCAUUGGAGAACGUUAACGAAGAAGCCGUGGUGUCUUCGUCAAGCGGAUUUUUAAGUGGCGAAGAUGAUGCCGUAACUUCUACAAAAGGUAAAGGACGCGGUCGUAAAGCCAAAAAGGAAUUAGCCAUUGAAGUAGAUGCAAUGCCCAUACAAAAGGUAGUAAAAUCAGCAAAAGCAUCUGGCACGGGGCGAGGACGCAAAAAGUUGUCGAAUGAGGAAGAGAAAACUCAAGCAACACCAGCAGAAAACGCAAUAGUGGAUAAAAAGUCUUCUUCUACGAAAGCUCGAGGGAAAAAGUCUGCUGAACUCGCGACUGUUGAAGGUCAAUUGCUGGCAGAAGUUAAUACAAAUGAAGAAAAUGGUGUAGUGAAGGCGCCACCGAAGCGUGGACGUAAACCAGCUGCAACAAAAGUUGAAGAUAGUGCCACUAACAAUGACAGUGGGCCUGUAAUUACUGCAGCACCAGCUACAAAAGGACGAGGACGUGGGAACAAAGAUGCUGUCGUGGCAGUUGAGGAACCUGAAGCAACGCAGUCAAAGCUAGAGGAACCCAUCAAACAGAAGAAGCCGAAGAAGUCUGCUAAAGAUAUUCCAAUAGAUGAGGGGAAGCAAAAUGGUGAAAGUUCAGAAAUGGCCUUAAAGGAUGUGAAAAAGAAAGCAACUAAAAGGUCAAAAGCCAAAGGCGAGCAAAUUGAAUCAAAUGAGGCAUCGGAGACAGUCGUAGAACCAAAGAAAUCAAAGACAAAAAGAAAGACGCCGCAGCAAGAGCCUAGGGAAGAACAGAAUGGCGAAUUAUUGGAGAAGCCUGUCGAAAAGCCGGUGAAAGCAAGUGCAGCCAAUAAGCGUAAGGCAAAUAAGAAAGCGCCGGAAUUAGAAAAUUCAGUUGAAGCAAGUGAAGUGGUAUUAAAAGUGGAACCUGAGGAGGAAGAUGCAAAACCGAGCCCAAAAAAAAUGUCCAAGAAGGAGCCUAAAGAAAAGAAGCCGAAGGAAACCAAACCAAGAGCAAGAACUACUAAAUUAGAGGAACAGGAACAAUUGGAGAAUGGUAUCUUAGAAAAAGAAAAGCGUCAGCCCCGUAAACGAGGCGCUGCAAAAAAUAUUGCUCCCGAAAACACUGAUGAGACUGAUGGUGCCAAACCGGCUAAAUCAAAGAAAACUGCAGGUGCACUAGUCAAUACGACCGUCACCAAAUAUAACAAAGAGGACUUCCAACUGCAAUCAAGUGAAGAUGGUGCAGAAAAGUUUAAUUUAAAAAUUUCCAGUUGGAAUGUGGCUGGUUUGCGUUCGUGGUUAAACAAAGAUGGUUUAACCUUUUUGGAUUACGAGUUACCAGACAUUUUUUGCUUACAGGAAAUAAAAUGCACUAUAGAUCAGUUGCCGGAGCAGGUUGCACGCAUACCUGGCUAUCAUCCCUAUUGGCUUUGUAUGCCGGGUGGUUAUGCUGGCGUUGCUAUAUAUUCAAAGAUUAUGCCCAUUAACGUUGAAUAUGGUAUUGGCAAUAAAGAGUUCGAUUCGGCUGGGCGUAUGAUCACGGCUGAAUAUGAGAAAUUCUUCUUAAUCAACGUGUAUGUGCCUAAUUCGGGACGAAAGCUGGUAAAUUUGGAGGCACGUAUGCGCUGGGAAAAACUCUUCCAAGAGUACGUUAAACGUUUGGAUGCCAUAAAGCCAGUUGUAAUAUGUGGCGAUAUGAACGUUUCACACCAGGCCAUAGAUCUCGCAAAUCCCAAAACCAAUACACUUAGUGCUGGCUUCACGCAGGAAGAACGUGACAAAAUGACUGAAUUGUUGGCUCUCGGAUUCGUCGAUACAUUUAGGCAUUUAUAUCCGGAUCGCACUGCUGCCUACACAUACUGGACUUACAUGGGAAAAGCACGGUCACGCAACGUAGGCUGGCGAUUGGAUUACUUUAUAGUAUCCGAACGUUUCACUAAACGAGUUUUAGAGAACUGUAUACGUUCACAAGUAAUGGGCAGCGACCAUUGUCCAAUCACAUUGUUUUUGAAAAUGUAAGAGAGGAGAACUCUGUUUUGUACUCUUAAGAAUCGUUCAUGUUUUGUCAACCUACUUUCUAUAUUUUUUAUUGGUACUUUUAUUUGUUGUAGUAAUUUGAUUAAAGCAUCACAAAUGCAUUUCCAUGUCACAAAUAUCUGUCAUUCCAUAUUAGAAGUUGAAUGCAUUUCCCAGUUAAUUGUGUGUUAGUAGCGUAAUUUGUAACGCUGUAGUUGUAGACAAUACUGCUGAAGCAAUUUAAAAAAGAAAGAACUUUCCAUUAGUAUACGUUUUAGGUAUCCUUAACAUCUGUCAUUUCAUAAACCAUAAAUGCAAAAUUUAAUAAAUAAGAGAUGUGUGUAACUAAGAAUAAAAAUUAUGAAAUUUGAAUUGAAAAAAAAAAGAAAAAUAUUGGCCAGUCAAUUGAUCAUUUCGAUUACAUCUGUGAAUGCAGUUAGUGUAUGACCCAAUUUAUAUUUGGUAUGUUUUGACAAUGCGCGAGAUAUACGCUGCUCUGAUAUGUAGUACUUUCUAAGAGCGAGGCUCUACCUAUCUCGUUUUAA